Zeugodacus cucurbitae (melon fly) is the source of this 1800-nucleotide messenger RNA. RefSeq lists its product as uncharacterized. The transcript has a single exon. The record is from RefSeq and is a predicted model, not a curated record. The coding region runs from base 201 to 686 and encodes 161 amino acids. Lineage: Eukaryota; Metazoa; Arthropoda; Insecta; Diptera; Tephritidae.
UUGAAAAUUGUCAAUUAAAUAAAAACCGUAGUAGUCGCCUGAAGACAGAAUCAGUCACAGUUAUUGCUUAUCCGUUAGUGGAUCACGAACGUGAGCGCAACGCCUUCUACUGUCUGGGCAAGACACGAAAUAUUGAAGUAGUGAAAGUGUGCAGAAUUACUUGAGAGCAACAAAAACAAAAACAAUUAAACAAUACUGAAAUGAAACAUUUAAUUUACGUGUUUGCAGCAGCUUUGCUUUGCCUCUGUGCCACCGCGGUGCGGGGCGAUUUACUCGAUUGCAAUGAGAAAAUUGUGCCAUCGCUAUCGGAUCUACCCAUCAUUGGACCGAAAGUGACCAGCCCCGAGGAGAGCGGUGAGCAUCAGGUGCGCGAUUUUUUCAAAAAUGUUGGCUGUCAGAUUAAAAAGGGCGCUGAGAAGGUUUCCGAGCAGGCAAAGAAAAUUGGUACUGAGCUGAAGGAGGGCGCCAAAAAGUUUGGCGAGAAGGCAAAAGAUCUGGGUUCAGAUAUUAAAGAUAAACUUGGUGAUAUCAAGGAUAAAUUCUCAAAGGAUUCUUCGGAGGAGCUAACAGCGCAUAAGCUACUCAAUGUGGAACUGAUAAAUCCGGAUAUACUGAAAGCUGAGCAACAAUGCGGCCAUGGACAUAUCUUGGACGCUUUGGGCAACUGCAGUAAAUUGAGAAAGUAAACGGUGAAAAACAAUGUCAAUGCUUGACUCUAACAGUGAUGAUCCAUCCCAAAGAAUUAUAAAAUGUAGAGCAUUACUAAAAUAAUAUAUAUGUAGUUUAAAAUAUAGUUAAACCUUAUUGAGAAUUACAUUUAAACAGUCUGAUUCACAGAAGUGCUUGUCAGCAUUGCUAUAUUUGUAUAUAAUACCGGAGAUUCGUAUAUUAGCUGCACAAUUUGUUGAUAGAAAUGUUAAUAUUUCUCAGAAAUGUCUGUAUGAUAUAGUAUGUAUAGUAUGUAUGUAUGUAUAUCACGGUAUACUGAAAGACAGCAAUGUUAUCAGCGUAAACAAUGCGUAUAUACUCAACCAAAUAAAGCAAAAAAUUAAGAGAGAAAUUAAGUUAUUGAGAAGUAUUAAAUGUGGUAAGUAAGCUAUAAAUGGCAAAAUCUACAAAAUAAUCUAACACAAAAAUUCCAAUUAUUUUUCAGAAUUUCAUAUAUGUUCAAAUAGUAUAUUUCACUUAUGCUAUAAAAAUUUUUGGUGCAAAUAACGGUCCAUGUCCAACAUUUCAAGCAUUUUUUUAGUAAAUGAUAUAUUGGAACAAACCAUCACUUAAUUGUCGGCAAAUACCUUUCAAGAGAGGAAGAAUUUAUUUUCUCUUGAGGUUUGAAAAAAGCUUGCAAUCAUUCUUCGAGAAUACAAAAUUCUUAUUCUUUAUAAUAUCGAUAUUGUUAGUGUUAGUAAUCGAGGGCUUUCCGAAUAUAAACAGAAUUUGUAAAACCCGAAAAAGAGCUGCAACGAAUAUUUGACAAGAAUAUUAAAUUGAAAAUACAAAAUAUUUUAAGAAUACAAAUAAAGCAAAAAGUCACAAAAAAUAAAUAAAUAAGACACUCUUCAAUGCAAGAAGCGACCACUUCUUUGACGAACAGGUUUCCCUGAUUAGCUGUAUACAUACACAAAGGCCAAAUUCAAAACAUUUACAAGACCAAAUGCCAAAGGUGUGCUCUUCGGAUGCCCUUACCAGUGAAACACAGCAGUACGUGUAAGCGAAGAGGUGACGGCUUGUAAGAAAUGCGCUGGAAAACGAAAGAACCAAAAGAAGUGGUGCAGCUUUUACCAAAGGUAAAUAAAACAA